Molecule: messenger RNA, 1998 nt
Organism: Dendrobium catenatum
Lineage: Eukaryota; Viridiplantae; Streptophyta; Magnoliopsida; Asparagales; Orchidaceae
Product: pentatricopeptide repeat-containing protein At2g33760-like
Exons: 1
Coding region: 30-1838 (602 amino acids)
Biological process (GO): RNA modification
Molecular function (GO): RNA binding; protein binding; zinc ion binding
Source: RefSeq, a predicted model, not a curated record
AUUUUAGUUGCUCGCAUCCUGGCUCUCGCAUGAUUCCCUACCGUUUAAUUUCCCUCUCCUCCUCUAAAGCUCUGCCCUUUCUUACCUGCAAAUCCGUGUCCUCCUCCUCCAACUCUCCCCACUCCCAUUUCCUUGCUCUUCUUCAAUCAUGCUCUCAUCCCAGCCAUCUCAAACAACUCCAUGCCAAGAUCUUCACCGAAGGCCUACAAUGCUCUCCUUCCAUCCUAACGGCCGCCACCUUAUCCUACAUAUCUAUCAGCUUCCUCAACUCUGCACUUUAUCUCUUCCGCAUCAUACCAAAUCCAUGUCCCUUUCUUUGGAAUGUGAUGAUCCGGUCAUCCUCCACUCAUGGCGAGUUCCACCUCUCACUACUCCUAUACUCCAACCUUCUCUCUUCACACCUGUCUCCUGACAACUUCACCUUCCCUUUUGCUCUCAAGUCCUGCGCAGGUCUUCACAAUCUCAAGCAGGGAAGACAGCUUCACCAACACUCCGUUUGCUUUGGAUGUCACCAAGAUCUCUUUGUGGAUGCUGCUUUGGUGGAUAUGUAUUGCAAGUGCGGCGAUGUAAACACUGCACGCCAGGUGUUUGACCGAAUGCCCAAGAGAGAUCUUGUCUCUUACACUUCCAUGAUCUCUGGGUACGCUCACAAUGGAUAUAGCAUUGAGACUUUGGAUUUCUUUAGCCUCAUGCAGAACUCAGAUGUGAAAGCCAAUCGAGUCGGCCUGUUGAGUGUGUUUCUUGCUUGUGGUAGACUUGGGGCUCUUAGAAAGGGAGAAUGCUUCCAUAGUUAUGCAAUUCAAACUGGCUUUCUGGAAGACAUUUUAGUGGCAACUGCAGUUCUAGACAUAUAUGCUAAAUGUGGGAGUUUAGUUAUGGCAAAGUUGAUUUUUGAUACUGCAAAUUGCAAAGAUGUUGUGUGUUGGAGUGCCAUGAUUGCUAGCUAUGGAUAUCAUGGCCUUGGAAAUGACGCAAUUAAUACAUUCAAUCAAAUGGUGGAAGUUGGUUUGAAGCCUAAUCAUGCCACUUUCACUAGCCUUCUCUCUGCUUGUAGCCAUUCUGGUUUGUUAGAAGAAGGCAAGAGAUGCUUUGCUUCAAUGCAAUUAAAGUAUGGGAUUUCACCAAAGUUGAACCACUAUGCAUGUAUGGUUGACAUCUUCGGCCGUGCCGGGAAGUUGCAGGAAGCUCAAAAGCUUAUAGAGCAAAUGCCAAUGGAGCCUGAUUCUAGCUUGUGGGGUUCUUUACUCGGGGCAUGUCAGAUUCAUGGUGACUUGGAGCUGGGAGAGAAAAUUGCAGAUAGAAUAAUGAAGCUGGAUCCACAGAAUUCUGGUUAUUAUGUCCUUCUGUCAAAUAUUUAUGCUGCUAGGUCAAGAUGGACUGAAGUUGAGCAAUUGAGGAAGAAGAUGUCAGGAAGAAGAGUGAACAAGGAACAGGGAAUUAGUUUAAUUGAGUUCAACCACCAAAUAUACAAAUUUGGAAUGGGAGAAAGGUCCCAUAGUCAGUCAAGAGAGAUAUACUCAUAUUUGGAGAAAUUAUCUGUAUUGAUGAAGCAAUUGGGUUAUGUUCCAUUGUUGGAAUUCUCACUUCAUGAUGUAGAAGAUGAGAACAAAGAAAUGGCUCUGUCUUACCAUAGUGAGAGACUUGCCAUUGCAUUUGGCUUGAUAAACAUGAAUCCUGGAACUCCAAUUCGGAUUGUGAAGAAUCUACGCGUUUGCAGAGAUUGUCAUAACGCUAUCAAGAUUAUUUCACAAAUAGUGGGCCGUUUGAUUAUCAUAAGAGAUAUGAAUCGUUUUCACCACUUUGAGAAUGGAUUGUGUUCUUGUGGUGAUUAUUGGUGACAGUUGAUAACCUUCUGCAGAUAAUUCAAUUGCAAUAAGAUCCCAAACUUAUUCAUGAUAGAUCGAAAAUGGAAAGGUCCUGUAAGUUUUUUGGCUACCUGUUUCAAUGAAUCAGUGUAGGGUGAUUUUCUUAUUAUAUUUUUCAAAUCGCAACUACAAU